Messenger RNA from Parnassius mnemosyne (clouded apollo), 3723 nucleotides. The record is from the annotation of a GenBank genome assembly. NCBI's taxonomy places the organism in Eukaryota, Metazoa, Arthropoda, Insecta, Lepidoptera, Papilionidae.
AUGAUUGUAUUAAAACUUUGUGUGUUUAUGUUACUUAUAUCAUUGUUCCAAUGUAGAUUACCUGACAAAGUUUAUUGUGUAAAUGAAAAAUGCACUGAGCCUAUUUCUAAAGCCAAAACACUUUUAAACUAUAAUAGUGACGACCCAGACCUUAUCUCGUUUCCUGCUAAAUCUGAAGCAAUUGUGUAUAUGAAAUCAGCUGGUAGCAAUCCCGAAUUAUGGUAUGCUAAAAUUAAUGGUAAAUCAGGAUUCGUUAAUUCACAAUUUUUAAAGGAGUCUAAAAUAAUUGUAAAGAAUCCUCAAUUUAUUGUUCCUAUUGAAAACAAUUUUAAGACAGAUGUUCAGCCAGAUAAAGUACAACAGCCUCAUGAAGUUUUUGAAGGCACUACCAUUUUCACAACUGAAACGGCAAGUAAAAAUAUACUAGAAAAAAAUAUUACAGAAAAUCCUGGUAAUAUAUUUAAUGAAGGUGUUUCAUCUCAAUUAAGUACAAUUAAGGAAACACAGAAUGUAAGCACUGAUAAAAAUGAAAAAUUAGCCCAAUUUAAUAAUGAUAAUAAGAAUCAUCAAUCUGUUAAUACAGAAACAGUCCCUGUUUCAAAUAUUUCAGCAGAAGAUAAUUCCGAAAGUAAAAAUCAAAUUAUGCAAGAAAUUGCUGCAGAUAAUAUAGAAGAUGAAAUAAAAAUAGAGAAAUCUAUGAGUAAUAAUGUACCGGUUGCUGAUGAUCUUAAUGAAAAUGUAAUAGAGAAUUUAAAUAUAAAUAAACAAAAUAUAAAUAGUAAACAUGAAACAACUGCUGAAAAUAUAGAUAAUUCAUCAGAAAAUAAAGAAGAUAUUGUUGUACCUUCUUUAAAGGCAAAUAUUAAAAACCUACCUGACGCAAGCCAAAAAUCAGAUAUUGCUAAUAUUACUGUCCAAUUAGAUUCUACCACUGAAAGGAUUAUCCAGGAAACAUCCCCUGAUGUUAAUAUGGACCAAAAUGAACAGAUUUCUAAUUUCCAAAACUCUAAUAUGAAACCUUUAGGACCUGUUUCUGAGACAUUUCCUUCAUUGCAAAAAGAAAAUGUAGAAUCAAAUGAAAAUGUGUCUUCCAAUAGCACUUCAGAAAACUCUAUUGAUAACACUGUUCUUCCACAAACUCCACCAAUACCAGAAAUUGGAGAGAGUGUUCAAAAAAAUACUCUUGUACCAAAACAAAAUAUUGAAAACUUAGAUAAUAAUUCGCAUGUACAAAUAGAACCUCAUAUCGUGCCAUCCAACAAUAAUGAAAAUCAGAAUCAACAUGUGAAUGAACAGCCUGAAGUAUCUUACACCCAUGACAACAGUCAUAAUAUUAUUUCAAACAACAUUCCUAAUCAAGAUAAUAAUGUCAUAAAUGAUUUUCAAGGUGAACCAUCACUAUCAUCUUCAAAUUUAAAAACAAUCCCAGCUGCUUCUGUUGACAUGUUGAAUGAAAUAUCAGAGGCAACAGAAUCAAAUAAUCAAAUUGCUCCAUCGCAAAAUAUAAUGGAAUCAACAACAGAAUACCAACCGCCCAAUAUGGUUACAGAUGAACUCACUACACAACCAACAACUUAUUCUGAAAACUUAGAGGGAGCUUCAACUGUUACUAUUCCUUCUGAAAACAUAGAUGAUACUGUUACACCUAAUUCUAAUAUAGAUGCGUCUGCCUCGUCAUCUACUGAAAUGAAUAUAGAGGAUUUGUAUUCUAUGGCUACUGAGAGUCCUGCUACUAGUCAAGAAAAUAGUGAAAGUAUUCUAUCAGAUAUGUACUCAACUAUAGCAGAUUUCUUGCCCUCAACAACCGAGUCUCCUCCUCAUUUUGAAAACUUGUUCAAUGCUGAUGUAAAUCCUCCACCUGAACCAGAAAACAAAGAAUUUUCCAUUAUGCAGUAUAUUAUUUCUACUUAUAAUAAUGUGAUGGGUACCAAUGAAAAAACAAGAGCACUCUUUGCUUCUGCUGGGGAAACAUGUUUUACAGAUGAAUAUUGUGACGGAGAAAGUUUUAGCCAGAAACAUAGGUUACUGACUUUCCUUGUGACAACUGCUGGAACUGUGCUACUGUUUACAUUGGGAUAUUACUAUAUUGAGAAUAAACGACAAGAUAGCAAACUUAUUGGCACAAUUAAUUCUUUGCAAAGAGACUUACUCUUUAGCACAAAGGAGUGUGAAAUUCUUAAAGAGGAACUUGCCAAUACCAAAAGUAAAUUAGCUGGCAUUGAAGAUAGUUCGUUUGGAAUGGAUGAUAUGGUACAAUCACUAAAGGAGGAGAUCAGUGAACUGAAGGUGCAGAAUGAGAGAUUACGAAAUUCUUUAGACGAUAAUGAAAAGCUUUUAAGAGUGUCCGAAAAUACUGCUAGCGAAUUACAGAAUACAUUGAGUGAGGUUGAGAAUACUCUAAGUGAACUCUGGUCAGAGAGAGCUCAUUUUGAAGAGCAAAUUGCAGAAUUAAAUGGAAAAAUACAAGCUUUCGAAGAGGAAUUAAUUUCAGUAAGUAGAGAAAGGGACAAUUUCCAAUUGAAAUUUGUAUCAGCUGAGACAUCACUAGACGAGUUUAAAAAGCAAAAGAAGCAGUUUGAAGAAAUUAACAAUAAACUAUCUGAAGCAAAUAAUACAAUUGAAUUACAAAAACAUGAAAUUGAAGCUCUCAAAGAUGUAAUUAAAGAACUAAAGAGUGGUGUUACGUCAAAUGUAGAUGCUGCAUCUCUGAUAGAUCAUACUGAAAUCAAAGCCAAAUUAUCUAAAGCACUGGAGGAGAGACAGUCAUAUAUGAGUAAAUAUGAGAUAGAACAUAAGGAAAGAGUCCGUCUUACAGAAGAGCUUCAGACGGCUCAGGAAUCCUUCCGCACUUCCAGUCAACAAGCAGCAGAGGCUCUCACAAGGCUAGAAGUCCUUGGCAAAUAUUUCCAAGAAAGAGAAAGUGAACUAAUGAAAGAAUUGAAUGCUAAAGAAUCACUGUGGCUCAGCAAACAAGGCGAAUCAGCAAGCACCAUAGAGAAAAUAGAGCUUUUACAACAAGAACUUCAAAGAUACAAAGAGAAAUGCGACGCGUUAACACUGGAGUUGGCAGAAGCGGAGUCGACGCGGCGCACGGCUGUAAGUGAGGUGGAGGCGCGAGCGCACGCCGCGUGGCUGGAAGCCAGAGCGGCGCGCCGGGAAGCGGACGCGGCGCGUGACGACGCCGCGGCUCUGCGUCGCAAGCUGGCCUCCCUUACCGCGGCCGACGGCGCCGCCUCUCCACACAGACAAGUAUCUUCCCCGUUAGAGGGCGUAGAUGGUCCAGUAAUACCACCGCCACUGCCACCGCUGGCUUUCUUGCCCCCACCGUUGCUACCACCGUUGCCACGACCACCGCCACUGGGGAGACUGCCUUCACCCCACCCACCUAGGUAUAGCGACCGACGCUAUUCGCCGGAGAGUCGCUAUUCGCCAGAGAGUAGGUACUCGCCGGAGAGCCGCUACUCGCCGGAAACGGUGCGAUACACGCCGGAUAGCCGCUACUCACCGCGCAGUCGUCGUUCUCCGUACUCGCCGCGUUCCAGGAGACGAUCGAGAGAGAGGUAUACGGAAGGGCGUGGAUCCCGCACACGUAACGGACCGCCCGACACCGAGACAGAGUAUAACUCGGAUAGCCCUACCCGACAGCCGCGCCGCCGCUCUAGAUACUCCAGGCACUCAGGUCCCAGUUCAGGAUCAGGGUGCUCAUCGGAAUCGGAUAAGUGA